Messenger RNA from Aspergillus lentulus, 921 nucleotides. RefSeq names its product metallophosphatase domain-containing protein. Gene Ontology annotation, molecular function: hydrolase activity. The record is from RefSeq and is a predicted model, not a curated record. Lineage: Eukaryota; Fungi; Ascomycota; Eurotiomycetes; Eurotiales; Aspergillaceae.
AUGGCCUUCAGUAUAUCAGGUUUAGACGCUCUUCUGCGCCGUCCAGAGCAAGAAAGCAUCUGGAGCCGCUUGCUCAGGGGCCCGGUGCCUGUUCUUGCGCAACUUGUUUACGCCCGAUUCGCUCAAACGCCCAUGCCCACGCACACUGAUGACGGCCCGACCAUCCGCGUCGUUUGCAUCUCAGACACCCACAACACCCAGCCUCCCCUACCAGACGGGGAUCUCCUCAUCCACGCAGGUGAUCUCACCCAGUCCGGGACUCAAGCCGAGCUAGAAGCACAGAUCGACUGGCUCGAUCGCCAGCCCCAUCGCUACAAGGUAGCGAUCGCUGGGAAUCACGAGCUGUGUCUGGAUCCCAACGCUCAAGCUAAAGCACCUGGUCGCAAUGAGCCAGUCGACUGGAAAUCGAUCCGGUAUCUGGAGAACUCAUCGACAAUCCUCGACUUUGGUUGCAGACGCGUCAAGAUAUUUGGGUCCCCGUACACCCCGCGGCACGGGAACUGGGCUUUCCAGUAUCCGCGUAAUGAGAAUAUUUGGGAUGAGAUACGGAUCCCGGAUGACAUUGAUAUUCUGAUUACGCAUGGUCCUCCGAAAACGCAUUUAGAUUUGGGACAGUAUGGUUGUAAAUUCCUCCGGGACUGGUUGUGGUCAGCCAAACAGAAGCCUUUCUUACAUGUGUUCGGUCAUGUCCAUGGGGCAUAUGGGAAGGAGACUCUGUGCUGGGACGAAUUUCAGCAAGCGUACGAGAGCAUCAUGGAUAAUGAAGCAAAGUGGAUGAAUUUGAUCUUGCUACUGUGGCAUGCACUUCUACUACUUAUACGCCCGAGGGAUCCAUGCGAAAGAACUGUGACGGUGAAUGCCGCUGCAGUUGGCGGACUCCGCGACGAAAAGAGCCGGGACGCUAUUUGUGUUGAUAUCUAA